AUGCUGAAAUAUGGGAAAGCCGCAGGCAUAGGUAAUAUCACUGCUGAACUGCUAAAGGCUGGGGGUAAACUUAUGGCAUGGGACUUGCAAGCAGUCGUGACUGCCAUCUGGCAGUCUGCCUACAUCGACCUCCAGAAACCAUUUGACAUGUUUGCGGUGAGGACGUUGAAGUCACCGAGAACUUUGCAUACCAUGGUAGUGGAAACCAUAUCUCUGGGCUGUCAGAGUCUGUCUGUCAUCAAGAGCAUUUGGAGGUGUUUGCUGUUCCUCGACGUGACCAUGAUAUUUACUAAGCAUUAUUCUCAACUUACAUCUUCGUAUUGCAACCAACACCAGGGGUUUUGUCUUUGGCCACAAGACUGGAAGACCAGUAUCUACAUCCCGCUCCACAAAAAAGGCGACAAGAAGUUGUCUUCCGGAGGAGCAAGCAGGCUUCAGGACCAACAGAGGACCCGUGAUCACAUAGCAAACCUCCGCAGAAUUUUAGAGAAGUGUCAAGAGCAUCAUCAGACAGCAUACAUUUGGUUCAUUGACUACAGUAAAACCUUUGACUGCGUUGACCUUGCCAAGUUAGGGUGCGCCUUGAAAGAGAUGGGUGUGCCGAUCACCUCAUCGCUCUGCUCAACAGCCUCUACAUCGAACAAAUAG
This is a messenger RNA of Penaeus indicus, 648 nucleotides long. RefSeq lists its product as uncharacterized. NCBI's taxonomy places the organism in Eukaryota, Metazoa, Arthropoda, Malacostraca, Decapoda, Penaeidae. The transcript has 5 exons. The record is from RefSeq and is a predicted model, not a curated record. Bases 1 to 648 code for a protein of 215 amino acids.